AUGGCAAUCCGAGAUCUCACAUCGACAUUUCACGAGCUCGUCAAUGAACAGAGGAAGAAAGUGUCGCCUCCAAAGCGGAGAAAGCUGAAUCGUGAACGGACGCAUGUGCCAGGGGAAGGCUCGACGCCUUUCAUGCCGUCGUAUAUGAAGGAGGCAUACUCAAUCCACAAUCACAUAUCUACCCUCACCCGCAUGCUUGCCAAUAUCCGGAAACCAUACCUAGACGUCCACGCACGCAGACCACCACUCACGCGUCAAGCGUCAGCGUCGACGUCGAAAAGCCUUGACACUGAUGCUGAUCCAACCAUGGGAAUAGAUGAGAUGUGGAAGGAUGUGAAGUAUUUGACGAAUGAGGAGAGGGAUCAGAUUGAUUUGCAGGUUCGGAUGAUAUUGGCGAGGUGCGCCCAGAAAGUUAGGGCCAUGGAGGAACUAGAGAAACGCCGAGCAGACCUCGCAGCAAAAGAAUCCUCUCCCCUCCUCCGUAUCCUACCUUCCUCGCUAUCCUCCAUAUCAUCCACACUUUCAACCUCCCUCACACCCGCCUCCACUACCCUCCUCAAUAACGCGAUCUCGACGCACAACAACAACGUGACAUUGUACCUCACCACGCGACUGGCAGAUGUGAGCCAACAACAGAAGGACAUGCAGGAGGAGCGAGUGAAGAGGCAGACGGAGCGGACAAAAACGUUGGGUGGCGGCGCUGGGAGGGAGAUGGCUCUCUCGAUGACGGAACGAGGUGGUGGAGGAGCAAGCAGCUGGCUGGGUGGUGCGGCCACGUCCAUGAUAGCGUCAACCCUCGGCGCACCAAAUCCCAACACAACCUCCACGUACCCAUCCUAUCCAUCCUCAUCAAUACCUCCAUCCGACUCCGCCGCAGCAUGGGACCUCUCAGACGACGACUUAUCCUCCGACGCCGACCUCUCCGAACUGACCCCCUCCCAGAUCCAACUCUUCGAAUCCGAAAACGCACAGAUCCUGCAACAAGCCCAGUCCCAGCUCGCGUCCAUCCAACAGGCCGAAUCGCGGCUGCUCGAGAUAAGCGCGCUGCAGCUGCAGCUUGUAGAACAGCUGGGGAGACAGACGGAGGUGGCGGAGAGGAUAUGGGAAGACGCGGCGCAGACGAGGGAAGAGGUGGACAAGGGGAAUGUGCAGUUGAGGGAGGCGAGGAGGAGGAUGAGAGAUGGAAGGGUUGGGUUGCUGGUUUUUUUGAUUGGGGCGAGUUUGAGUUUGUUGUUCUUGCAUUAUUACUAG
Molecule: messenger RNA, 1251 nt
Organism: Stereum hirsutum FP-91666 SS1
Lineage: Eukaryota; Fungi; Basidiomycota; Agaricomycetes; Russulales; Stereaceae
Exons: 4
Coding region: 1-1251 (416 amino acids)
Biological process (GO): retrograde vesicle-mediated transport, Golgi to endoplasmic reticulum
Cellular component (GO): SNARE complex; endoplasmic reticulum
Source: RefSeq, a predicted model, not a curated record